AUGACUGAGAUUGUAAUGGACCAGACGCCGCCCAUUCUGCAGGGUCCUUCGGACAAAGAACGCAAAUAUGAUCGCCAGUUGCGCCUAUGGGCAGCGAGUGGUCAGGCCGCCCUUGAGUCGGCCAACAUCCUGCUUGUGAACUCUGGCGCCGGUACAGUGGGUGUCGAAACCCUCAAGAACCUUAUAUUGCCAGGUAUCGGGCGGUUCGUGAUCCACGACAAUGCGCUGGUGGACGAGGCCGAUCUGGGUGUCAACUUUUUCUUGGACGAUAGUUGUUAUGGAAAACCCCGAGCACAAUGUCUGGCAAGUCUGCUGGGGGAGUUGAACCCGGAAGUUGAUGGAGAUUGGUCGCCCAAGACCAAGAACGACACACUGGGGUCACUACUUAAAAAGUCCCCCUUAUUUACCGCCAUCAUGUACACAUAUCCUAUCAACCAUGUUGAGUUGGAGUCCCUCGAACAAUACAGCAAAGAACACAAGACACCACUAAUAGCCAUUCACUCGACUGGCUUUUAUUCGUAUUUUACUAUCAGACUUCCGGGAACAUUUCCAAUAGUCGACACCCACCCGGACGAGACGGCAACAACAGACCUCCGACUCCUCAGCCCCUGGCCUGAGUUGGUCGAGUUUGCCAAAACUAUGACCAAGGAUAUCGACAGCUUAGACAAUUUCGAACACGGCCACCUGCCAUACGUGGUAAUAUUGCUUCAUUACUUGGAUAAGUGGAAGGCGACACACAAUGGCACCUACCCCUCAACCUACAAGGAGAAGACGGAGUUCAGGCAGCUAGUUCGGGACGCUGCAAGGACAGACAAUCCCGAGGGUGGCGAAGAGAACUUCGACGAGGCUGCUGCUGCUGUGCUCAAAACGGUCGCCCCCUUUUCUCUACCAUCCGGACUAAAGGAGGUGUUUGAGUACGAGCACAAGGGCCCUAUUCAAGAAAGGUCAACAUUCUGGAUCAUCGCGGACGCGGUCAAGGCUUUCUAUACAAACCACGGCUCCCUGCCCCUUCCGGGCAAUGUUCCGGACAUGAAGGCCCAGUCCAAGGUCUACGUCCAACUCCAGAACAUCUACAAGGCCAAGGCUCGUAAGGACGCGGCCGAAGUCCUGCAGACGGCACAAGCGAUUGCGGGAACGGGACGAAAGGUGGAUCCUGCCGAAGUGGACCUCUUCUGCAAGAACGCAGCAUUCGUCAAGCUGAUCAAUGUAGAGGGUGGAGGAGACACUGCCCCUCUUGGUAGUAAAGAGCGGCUUCAACAGGUGCUUCGACAAGAAAUGGCCAAUGACCAAGUCGCGGAAAUGACAUUACAGCCCAUGUCGCUCUUCCCCACUUACCUGGCUUUGAGAGGUCUGGCGCAUUGUGGCAACGCAUCAUCCGACAAGACGCAGAUUGUCGAAGCCGUCAAGAGCUUGCUCUCCGACAACCUAUCAAGCGAGGAGUAUGGCGACCUCAACGAGAAGCUGGGGAAUGUUGCAGAGGAUCUUGCCCGAGCCGAAUACGGCGAGCUACACAACAUCUCCGCACUCACGGGUGGUAUGGUGGCUCAGGAGAUGAUCAAGAUCAUCACUAAGCAGUACAUCCCCAUCGACAACACGUGCGUGUUCGACGGGAUCAGGAGCCGAACUCAGGUCUUCCAUGUGUGA
Messenger RNA from Neurospora tetrasperma FGSC 2508, 1644 nucleotides. RefSeq lists its product as uncharacterized. Gene Ontology annotation, biological process: protein neddylation. Lineage: Eukaryota; Fungi; Ascomycota; Sordariomycetes; Sordariales; Sordariaceae. The record is from RefSeq and is a predicted model, not a curated record. Gene Ontology annotation, molecular function: NEDD8 activating enzyme activity. The transcript is spliced from 5 exons. Bases 1 to 1644 code for a protein of 547 amino acids. Gene Ontology annotation, cellular component: cytoplasm.